AUGGAUCCCAUAUGCGGCACCGAGCAAAAGGGGAACACCUAUUGGACGAAGAUUUGGAAGGAGUUCCACGAGCAAAAGGAGUAUGUGGAGCCGCAUCCUAUCGUGACCACUUGCAAUGUGGCAUCUCUCCAUCAUCGUUGGGGGAUCAUUCAAGGGCAAGUGAACAAGUAUGUCGACUACUACUCACAAGUGACCAAACACCCUCAAAGUGGGAUGGGAGUCGUAACUCACACGGCGGCGGCGGCCACUUUGUAUCACGAGGUGGAGAAGAAGCCAUUUGCUUUUAGCCAUUGUUGGGUCAUAUUGAAUGGCAAGCCGAAGUGGAACCAAGUUGUGGCCGACCUCAAGUCCGGCAAGAAGAGGAAUGAUGGCUCAAUCUCCAACCAAUCAAUUAGGUUGGACGAUGAAGAGGACGCCAUUGUCGUGGAGAAUGGAAAAGCCACCGUGCCAAAGGACGACUGCCAAGUCAUGGGAAACAAGUGGGAGAAGGCACGUGCCGCCCGUGAUGCCGCGGCUACCAAAAUUUCGUCAACAUGGAUGAGCAUUUUUUCGGUGAGGGAGAACAAGAAGCAGGAGAGGUACAAACUCAUGCUGGAUGCGCAAAAGGAAAAGAUGGAGUGGAACUGGAAGAGGGCAGAGAAGAAGCUCAAAAUUGAGAGGGAGAAGAUCGAGUUGGAGAAGCAACAAGCGGCGAUCAAAUGGGAUCUCGAGAAGGCCAAGACAUUUGGCGACAUAUAG
This is a messenger RNA of Aegilops tauschii subsp. strangulata, 738 nucleotides long. The record is from RefSeq and is a predicted model, not a curated record. Lineage: Eukaryota; Viridiplantae; Streptophyta; Magnoliopsida; Poales; Poaceae.